Lemur catta (Ring-tailed lemur) is the source of this 2862-nucleotide messenger RNA. RefSeq names its product NMDA receptor synaptonuclear signaling and neuronal migration factor (gene NSMF). The transcript is spliced from 17 exons. Gene Ontology annotation, molecular function: protein binding. NCBI's taxonomy places the organism in Eukaryota, Metazoa, Chordata, Mammalia, Primates, Lemuridae. Gene Ontology annotation, biological process: regulation of neuronal synaptic plasticity; positive regulation of neuron migration. The record is from RefSeq and is a predicted model, not a curated record. Gene Ontology annotation, cellular component: cytoplasm; nucleus. Bases 194 to 1831 code for a protein of 545 amino acids.
CGAGCGGCGGGACGCGCGGAGCGCCGGGCGCGGCCAUGCGGGACCCUGGCCCGACCCCGACCCUGAGCGCGAGGGCGAUCCCGAGCGCGAGCGCGACCCUGACCGCGACCCCCGGCGCGGCGCGACUCCCCCGGCGGAGGCGGCGGGCGCGGGGCGCGCUCUGAGGCCCGGGGGAUGCGCGGCCGCCUCGACCAUGGGCGCCGCCGCCUCCAGGAGGAGGGCGUUGAGGAGCGAGGCCAUGUCCUCGGUGGCGGCCAAAGUGCGAGCAGCCCGAGCGUUUGGAGAGUACCUGUCCCAGAGUCACCCUGAGAACCGCAACGGUGCAGACCACCUGCUGGCUGACGCCUACUCUGGCCACGACGGGUCCCCCGAGAUGCAGCCAGCCCCCCAGAACAAGCGCCGCCUCUCCGUUGUCUCCAAUGGCCGCUACGAAGGCAGCCUCUCAGAGGAGGCCAUCGGUGGGGAGCCGGCUGGUGAGGGUCCCCAGCCCCGUGUGUACACCAUCUCUGGGGAACCAGCCCUGCUCCCCAGCCCCAAGGCUGAGGCCAUCGAGCUGGCUGUGGUGAAGGGGCGGGGCCCGCGGGAGCGGCACCCUCACCACCACAGCCAGCCCCUGCGCGCCAGCCCUGGCAGCAGCCACGAGGAUGUCAGCAGGCCCUGCCAGAGCUGGGCAGGCAGCCGCCAGGGUUCCAAGGAGUGUCCCGGAUGUGCCCAGCUGGCCCCUGGCCCUUCCCCUCGGGCCUUUGGGCUGGACCAGCCACCUCUGCCCGAUGCCUCUGGCCGCCGCAAGAAGCUGGAAAGGAUGUACAGUGUCGACCGCGUGUCAGAUGACGUCCCCAUCCGUACCUGGUUCCCCAAGGAAAACCUUUUCAGCUUCCAGGCAGCAACCACAACUAUGCAAGCCCCAGACAGCAGCCUCCUUCUGUUUCCUGUGUGCCACAGCAUCUCGGUGUUCAGGGGCUACGCAGAGAGGAAGCGCCGGAAACGGGAGAAUGAUUCCGCGUCUGUAAUCCAGAGGAACUUCCGCAAGCACCUGCGCAUGGUCGGCAGCCGGAGGGUGAAGGCCCAGACGUUCGCUGAGCGGCGCGAGCGGAGCUUCAGCCGGUCCUGGAGCGACCCCACCCCCAUGAAAGCCGACACUUCCCACGACUCCCGAGACAGCAGCGACCUACAGAGCUCCCACUGUACGCUGGACGAGGCCUUUGAGGACCUGGACUGGGACGCCGAGAAGGGCCUGGAGGCUGUGGCCUGUAGCACCGAGGGUUUUGUGCCACCCAAGGUCAUGCUCAUCUCCUCCAAGGUGCCCAGAGCCGAGUACAUCCCCAACAUCAUCCGCAGGGACGACCCAUCCAUCAUCCCCAUCCUCUACGACCACGAGCAUGCCACCUUUGAGGACAUCCUGGAGGAGAUAGAGAAGAAGCUGAACGUCUACCACAAGGGGGCCAGGAUCUGGAAGAUGCUGAUCUUCUGCCAGGGAGGCCCCGGACACCUCUAUCUGCUCAAGAACAAGGUGGCCACCUUUGCCAAAGUGGAGAAGGAAGAGGACAUGAUCCACUUCUGGAAGCGGUUGAGCCGCUUGAUGAGCAAAGUGAACCCGGAGCCAAACGUCAUCCACAUCAUGGGCUGCUACAUUCUGGGGAACCCCAAUGGGGAGAAGCUGUUCCGGAACCUCAGGACCCUCAUGACUCCUUACAGGGUCACCUUCGAGUCCCCCCUGGAGCUGUCAGCCCAAGGGAAGCAGAUGAUCGAAACCUACUUUGACUUCCGGCUGUACCGCCUGUGGAAGAGCCGCCAGCACUCGAAGCUGCUGGACUUCGACGACGUUCUGUGAGGACCACGGGCCACUGCCCAGUCACCACCAGGCCACUUCCUCUGGACCAGGGGACUCGGGGCUGGGCUGCCUCAUGCCACCUGGGACCAUGCAGUCCUGGUCUUGCCCAGAGCCACUUCAGGGCACCUCAGACGUUGCUCAGGUUUCUCCCGUGGGGUCUGGUCCUCGCUGCGCUGACGGGUCACAGAGGCCACGGUCCCUGGGAGGCCAGGAGGAGCCUCACCCAGCGGCCAGGCCUGACCUACCUGCCCGAGCCUCGCCUGGAGGCUGCAACCCUGGGAAUCCCGUCCUCGGGGGCCAUGGAAAUAAGUGCAAUUUUCUACACCCGAAACAAUUCAAAGGGAAGCAGCGUUACUGGUUAGCUAGUUGAGCACUAUGCUACUAGUUACAGCAUAGGCAACCCAGCCCAGUGGCCCACUAUGUGUUCAGGACCCUCUCUACCCGCCCCCAUCCCUGCCGUAUUUGAUCACCAGCACCAGGGUGGCCUCUGUGUGGGGCCGGCGCUGAGCCGCCAGCCUGGCUGCGUCUGUGCCGGCCAAGCCUGUCUGUGCUUUUAUUCCUCUUGCCACCCCAGCCUGCGUCCUCUGACCUCAGCCAGCGCCAAGCCAGGCCCAGCAGGGGCAGCCUGGGCAGCAAGAGGAAAGGGCAGAGCCUCCCCUUCCUCUCAGAGGCUGCGCUGGGCUGGAGCCUACUCCCCACCUCUCCGAGCCCACCCCGCACUCAGUGUGCUGUUGAGCUCAGCGUUUGCCAGUCUGGAGGCCCUGGGCCUGGCCUGGCCUCCCAGGCCUGAGAGCCGAGUGGCUGGCGGCGGGCUGUGGGAGCUCCCUGACUUGACCGGGGCCUCACAGCCUUGCCCAGGGUCCGGCAGGGUGGUUUCUCUUGUAUAUAGCUGCGGCUAGGGGGGCAGGCCCCCCUUUUGCAGAGCCAGGGGUCUCAGGAUAUUUGGCUGUGUCCCUAGCCAAGAGAUGGGCUGGCUCUAAGCAAUGUACGAUUAUCCCUUAGAGUGAUCAUUAAACCUGACCCUCCCUGCA